Messenger RNA from Apis florea (little honeybee), 827 nucleotides. RefSeq lists its product as uncharacterized. Gene Ontology annotation, cellular component: nucleus. Lineage: Eukaryota; Metazoa; Arthropoda; Insecta; Hymenoptera; Apidae. Gene Ontology annotation, biological process: regulation of transcription by RNA polymerase II. Gene Ontology annotation, molecular function: DNA-binding transcription factor activity, RNA polymerase II-specific; RNA polymerase II cis-regulatory region sequence-specific DNA binding. The record is from RefSeq and is a predicted model, not a curated record.
UCACAGGUAUGGUUCAAGAAUCGGCGAGCGAAGUGCAGGCAACAGUUGCAGCAACAGCAGCAGCAGCAGCAACAGCAACAGCAGCAAGCCUCGCCCUCGAAAGGGUCGCCAAGGUCGAGCCAGGCGCAGAGCAACUCGAGCAACGGUAACAAGAUGUCGACGAGCUCGAGCGCGACCCCGAGCAGGCGUCCCUCGCCUGUCUCUCCGCCACGGGGCAAAGAGGCGCCGGGACCCAACUCGCCUCUCUUGUCGACGACGUCCACGUAUCCACGGUUGGGGGUAACACCGACAGGCGGAAGCGGGGCCAACAGCGCCCUCACCACCCCGUCUCCUCCUUUGACGCCGGGCUCUAGCCAGUUACCGCCGUCUUCUUACCCCCCACCGAUGAACCAAAUUCAUCACGGCGAGUAUGGUUUCACUUGGAGUUCAGCGUCACCAGGCUCGGUGAACCCGAGCCAAUGUUACGCCGGGCAGACUUACAAUGCCUACCAGAACCCGUACACAAGCGGCGAUUAUUAUCAGACCCAGAUCUCUCACAUGCACCACAGCCCCCAGGGAAAUUAUCACCAUCCCCAGUAUCACCACAACAUGGCGCUCACCUCCUCCAUGUCCCACUUGGCCAGCCACCAUUUGAACGCCUCUGGAACCAACGACAUGACCGCCUCACCGUCCGACUCUGACGGCUACAUACUGCCCGAUCAGAAGUAUCAAACGAUGGUAUAGCGGUCCAGCGGGAGGCCCGCGACGGGAAUCUUCAAUCGCGGCCAAGAAACCGCGAUCGGAUCCGCGCCGACGGCGUACAACUGGCGUACAACUGUCAACUCGAC